This is a messenger RNA of Dovyalis caffra, 1668 nucleotides long. The record is from the annotation of a GenBank genome assembly. NCBI's taxonomy places the organism in Eukaryota, Viridiplantae, Streptophyta, Magnoliopsida, Malpighiales, Salicaceae.
AUGGACAGGCCAGACGACGAGCUCAUGGAGCUACUUUGGCAAAACGGCCAAGUAGUGAUGCAAAGCCAAAGACAUCUCAGGAAAUCAUCACCACCGUCUAAAUUCGAAGAUGCUGUACUCCCAGCCGGUCAAUCAACGGCUACUAGAGAGAUCCAAUCAUCGCAUGAUAUACAACAGCAUCAUCUCUUUAUGCAAGAAGACGAGAUGGCCUCUUGGCUUCAUUAUCCUCUUAACGACAACAAUUUCGAGCGGGAUUUCUGCGCCGAUCUCCUCUAUCCUACCACCCCCUGCAUCACCGCCACUACAACCACCACGGUCACCAACGCUGCCUCGCCUCCUCUUCGAAGUACAACUCAAAAUCCGGAAGUUCGGCCUCAUCCAGCCGUUUCUACGGCAGUGUCGGCUCCGAGGCCGCCGAUACCGCCGGCUAGGAGAGCGGAGGUGGUGCAGAACUUCGCGCACUUCGCGAGGCACCGUGGGAGAGAGGUUUUGGAAUCUGGACCGUCCAAUUCGAAAAGCGUGGUGAGGAAAUCGACGGUUGUAGACUCGUAUGAUACUACAACUGUGAGAAUUUCAGAAGCGGCUGUUGCUAGGAUUGCGGAUAAUACGUGCGGGACCACGAGCGGCGCUGCAGUGGCAGGUACGGAUUCUAGUGCACCCGCAGGGAAUAGAGAGACGAUGACGGCGACUUGUGAGAUGACAGCCACGUCAUCACCUAGUUGCUCGAGUGCUAGCGCUGAGCCGCCAGCGCAGAAGGCGCCAGUUGAAGACCGGAAGCGGAAGGGAAGAGAAGAGGAAGCCGAGAGUCACAGCGAGGUUUUCCCACCCAAAGCAUGGCAAUUAAAUGCUUUAAUCGAGACCAUUGGACUGAAAAGGGUAGAAGAGAUGCCGAAUCCACUUAAGGAUGCUGAGUUUGAAUCUGCUGAUGCAAAGAAACAAGUUCGUGGAUCAAUGUCUACAAAGAGAACUCGUGCAGCAGAAGUUCACAAUCUAUCAGAAAGGAGACGCCGAGAUCGGAUCAACGAAAAGAUGAGGGCUUUGCAAGAGCUCAUACCUCGUUGCAACAAGUCGGACAAAGCUUCUAUGUUAGACGAAGCAAUUGAGUACCUGAAAUCGCUUCAGUUGCAAGUCCAGAUGAUGUCCAUGGGAUGCAGUAUGGUCCCAUUGAUGUUUCCAGGCAUUCAUCAGUACAUGCCGCCAAUGGGAAUGGGGAUGGGGAUGGGAAUGGGAAUGGGGAUGGGGAUGGGCAUGGGCAUGGAAAUGGGAAUGAAUCGUCCAAUGAUGUCAUUUCCCAAUGUUUUGGCUGGUAUGCCUUCAGCAACGCCAGCUGCAGCUGUUCAUUUAGGUCCUAGGUUCCCUGUGCUGCCCUUUCAUUUGGCCCCCAUCCCUGCUGAUCCAUCCAGAGUCCAAGCAACCAACCAGGCAGAUCCUAUGCUAAACUCACAAGGUGCACAGAGUCCAAACCAACCAGGAGUCCCAAAUUUUGCUGAUCAUUAUCAGCACUAUCUUGGCCUCCACCAAAUGCACAUACCAGCACCACAGGUUCAGUUUAAAAGUUGCACGAAAGAAUCACUCUUGGUGAUAUUCAAGCUUUUCCUGGAUGAUAUUGUAAGAGUAACGUGGUUGAAGUUUCUGGCAGAUUACCUAGGAAGACUCUUGCCUGUUUAA